Molecule: messenger RNA, 1212 nt
Organism: Fukomys damarensis (Damara mole-rat)
Lineage: Eukaryota; Metazoa; Chordata; Mammalia; Rodentia; Bathyergidae
Gene: Spdya
Product: speedy/RINGO cell cycle regulator family member A
Exons: 8
Coding region: 238-1212 (324 amino acids)
Biological process (GO): G1/S transition of mitotic cell cycle; positive regulation of cell population proliferation; positive regulation of cyclin-dependent protein serine/threonine kinase activity
Cellular component (GO): nucleoplasm
Molecular function (GO): protein kinase binding
Source: RefSeq, a predicted model, not a curated record
GCCCGCGGUGGGCGGGCGGGCGGUGGGUGUCUGAGGGAGCCCGGCCUCUGGCUCCCUGUGGCCGCUCAGCCCGCUCCUCAAGAUGCGGACAUGAACAUGUUUUCUUCCAGGACGUCCGCCGCGACUGGAGGCCGCCAGCCUCACUCAACAGGGAAUUUUCUGAGGGUCACGAAGGAGAGAGUCUGUACCUAAUUCUGAAUACCAAGGGAGUUGUGGCUGCGUGUGUCACCUUGAGUCAUGGAUUCAGAGGUUCUCAUUAGGGAGUCUUGUGAAACCAAAAUGAGGCACAAUCAGAUGUGCUGUGAGACACCACCUACUGUCACUGUUCAUGUAAGAUCAGGGUCAAAUAGAUCACAUCAGCCUAAAAUUAAUCUCAAACGUACUAUUUUUAAAGAUAGUUUGCAAGCAUCUGACAAAAGUGCACAUAAUAGCAACAAAUCUAAACGCCCCAAAGGGCCUUGUCUAGUUAUACAGCGUCAGGAAAUGACUGCUUUCUUCAAAUUAUUUGAUGACGAUUUAAUUCAAGAUUUCUUGUGGAUGGACUGCUGCUGUAAAAUUGCAGACAAGUAUCUUUUGGCUAUGACCUUUGUUUAUUUCAAGAGAGCUAAAUUUACUAUAAAUGAGCAUACCAGGAUAAAUUUCUUUGUUGCUUUGUAUCUGGCUAAUACAGUUGAAGAAGAUGAAGAAGAAUCUAAAUAUGAAAUUUUUCCAUGGGCUUUAGGGAAAAACUGGAGAAAAUUAUUCCCUGAUUUCUUAAAGUUAAGGGACCAGCUCUGGGAUAGAAUUGACUAUAGGGCUAUUGUAAGCAGGCGAUGCUGUGAGGAGGUCAUGGCCAUUGCACCAACACAUUAUAUCUGGCAACGAGAACGCUCUGUACACCACAGUGGAGCUGUCAGAAACUACAACAGAGAGCAAGUUCAGCUGCCCCGAGGACCUAGUGCCACACCAGUAGAUUGCUCAGUCUGUGGUAAAAAAGGAAGAUGCGUUAGGCUGGGAUUGUCUUCGUCAUCUUCAUGCAGUGAUGUAGGAGAGCUGACGGAAAAACACUCUGGAGAAUCACACAAUCCAUUGUCAAUGGACAUAAUAAGUGAACCUUCUUAUUGUUACAGUUAUUCUCAAGUAGCCAAUGACCAUCAAGCAAGCAGAGAAAAGAAAACUAAUUUCAUGAAGAAAGACAAAUCGUUGGAGUGGUUUACAGGAAGUGAAGAAUAG